This is a messenger RNA of Gallus gallus (chicken), 6808 nucleotides long. RefSeq names its product cullin-9-like. The record is from RefSeq and is a predicted model, not a curated record. Gene Ontology annotation, molecular function: ubiquitin protein ligase binding. The transcript has 29 exons. Gene Ontology annotation, biological process: ubiquitin-dependent protein catabolic process. NCBI's taxonomy places the organism in Eukaryota, Metazoa, Chordata, Aves, Galliformes, Phasianidae. Bases 444 to 6719 code for a protein of 2091 amino acids.
AGCAGGGCUGUGCUCCAUCCUUGUAUCCUCAUCUUGAACCGGUAGUUUGGGCUGCCACAACCCAGGGGCAGAGCUUGCACUUGGCUUUGUUGAGCCUCAUGAGGUUCUCCUGGGCCCACCGCUCAGCCUGCCGAGGUCUCUGUGAUGGCAUCCUAUCCACGGGCCGUGCUGACUGCGCCACACAGCUCGGUGUUGUCUGUGAACUGCUGAGGGCGCACUCGAUCCCACUGCCAGCACUUAAGGAGUACCGGUCGCAGAUACCGACCCCUGAGGGACCCCACUUGGCACUGAUCUCUACCCGGACACGGAGCCACUGACAACCGGUCCUCGUCCACUGAACGGUUAUCUUUCCAAUCUGGAGAGAAGGACGUUAUGGAGGACCGCCUCAGCGGCCUUACUGACGUCCAGCCGGAUGACAUCAGUGGCUCUUCUGUCGUCCACUGAUGCAGUCUCAGCACCACGGAAGGCCUCUCGGUUGUUCAGGCAGGACCUGCCCUUGGCGAAUCCCGUCUGUACGAUGGUUUGGUCGGAAGCUGCUCCAAGGCAGCCCCGGUCCCGCUGCCAGGCCCGGUCCGGCAGCCCGCCUCCUAGCCGGCCGCCACGGAACACGACGGACGCGGCGGCCGAGCCCGCGGGGCGCGUCGGAGGACUCUCGGCCCCGCUCGGCUCCCGUCGGCACCGCCCGCCGCGCACGCCCCCGCCCGCCCACCCGGAAGCGGCGCCGAGCCGAGCCGAGCCCGGGGUGGGACGGCGGCCGUGGUUAUCCGGUGGCGGCGGGGGGAUCGCGCCGCGGGGCGCCCCCUCGCGGGCGGGCGGACGCGCCGCGCCGAUCCCCGCGUCCCUCGGCGAGCCCCGCAGCGCCGGCCGGCAGCAUGGUGAACGAGAGGCGCGAGGGCGGGCUGCUGGUGCACCUGGGCCCCCAGCUGCAGGCCUACCCGCAGGAGCUGCUGCGGCAGCGGCGCGGCCCCGACGGCGCCCCGGAGUACCUGGUGCGGUGGCGCGUGGUCGGCGCGGAGGAGCGGGCGGCGGGCGGCGGCGGCGGCGGCGGCUCCUCCGCGGGGCUCCGCUCGGAGAGCGUGGCCAUGUGGCUGUCGGCGGAGGAGGUCCGCGCCGGCUGCCCGGCGCUGCUGGGCGGGGGGGAGCGGGCGGGGCCGCGGGCGAAGGAGGAGAGGGCGCCCGGCCCGCCGCCCGCGCCGCCGGACGAGGCCUCGCUGCUGGAGAUGAAGGCCGACGUCGGGAGCCUGGUGCGGCGAGCCGGCCGGCAGCUGGCCGGCAGCGGGACCCCCGCGUCCUCCGUCCUCAACACCAUCCGCGUGCUGAGCGCGUACGCCGGCAUCGGCGCGCUGGCGGGCGCCUUCAAGGAGACGGGAGCCCUGGAGCUGCUGAUGGAGAUGCUGUGCCACGAGGAGAAGCCGAUCUGCCGCGGCGCCGGCGAGAUGCUGAGGGCUCUGGCUUCGCACGACGCAGGGAGCUGGGCUUAUGUCCUGCUGUCUCUGAGCCAGCAGGAUGGCAUCGAGCAGCACAUGGACUUUGACGGCCGUUACACCUUGCUGGAGCUGUUUGCUGAGACAACAUCCUCUGAAGAGCACUGCGUGUCCUUUGAGGGCAUUCAUCUCCCCCAGAUCCCCGGGAAGCAACUGUUCGCCCUGGUGAAGCGCUACCUGUGCGUCACUUCUCUCCUGGACAAGCUCAGCGGCGGUGAGGAGCAGAGCGAGGAGUGGCAGGCGAGCAGCCGCGUGAAGCAGGAGUUUGAGUUCAGCAUGGCUAUGGCAAACCUCAUUGUGGAGCUGGUGCGCGUGAUGGGCUGGGACCACAGCCACAAGCCGGAGCCGCCAUCCCAGCAGGAGACGAAGCCUCGCACCGCCCGCCCCAUCUUCCAGCGCCAGCCCACAUCCUCCAGCGCUGCUCCAGCAGCCCCCGCUCCUCCGCCAAAUGAGCCCAGCACCUUCAAGACACGCUCGGCCUUCCCAAGCCGUAGCAGCUAUGUGGAGUACGUGCAGGCAAACCUGGCGCACGGCAUGCGGGUGCGCAUGCUGGAGGACUACGAACAGGUCAGCGCAGGUGAUGAGGGUGAAUUUCGCCAGAGUAAUGAUGGCACGCCGCCUGUGCAGGUGUACUGGUAUGCCUCAGGCUGCACAUACUGGGUUCACUGGCACAUGGUGGAGAUCAUUGGCUUUUCUGGGCAGGAGGAGCAUGAGGGACGAGAGAAGGUGUCUACCGUGAGAUACAGCCACAAGCUGGCAGCAGCCACACAGCCACUUUUCUCCAAGCCCCCGGGGGGGCUGUACUCGCUGCCUUACCUGGGGCAGCAGCCGAGCAGAGCUGCAGCCACCCUGAGCCGUGCUGAGUGGUGGGAGCUGCUCUUCUUUGUGAAGAAGCUGGAAGCGCAGCAGCAGGAGGAGAUCGUCCGACUCAUCUGGCAGGAGCACACUGAGCAGCUGUCAGAGCCGUCCGAGGACGCCCUGCUGCAGCUGCCGGUCCCUGCGGAGCUGGCCCAGAAGGUGCUGCAGGCCCUGGAGAAGCGGCUUCAGGGCAGCGCUCAGAGCGAGCUGCGCAGCUCCCGUGUCUACGCCAAGUACUUGCCGGGGAGUGGGGCCGAGCAGCGCGGCGGGGGCAGUGCCACGGUGUCCUCAGAAGGCGAAGACUCCAGAGCUGUGCCGGCCGAGGUGGCGAAGGAAGAGCUCUCCGCAGCCACGGCCCUCAGGUCGGAUUCCCAGCUGUUCUGUGAGCUGCUGGAGAGGGAAGGGCUGCGCUUCCCGCAGGCUGCAGAGCAGAGCGAAGCGUGGGGCGGCUGCGAGGGCGGCUGCCUGGCCGAGGUGCAGCGUGUGGCGGAUGCGAUCCUGCGUGGUGACUGCGAGGCAGAGCUGCGCGUGGCCGGGCUGCGGCACGUGGUGAAGGUGCUGGAGGAGGCCCCGGAGCAGGAGCAGCACGGCGGCAAGGCCCAGGGCGGGCCGGGGACCAGGGAGAAGCUGGUGAAGGCGGUGGUGGAGCUGCUGAGCAGCGAGGAGACUGAGCCGUGCCCGGCGGCGCUGGUGCUGCGGCUGGUGGCCCUGCUGAUGGAGAGGUGUGACUGCUGUGUGCCCUUCGCCACAGAGGGCGGCGUGCGGGCGAUGCUGGCCUGCAUGCGGCAGCACGCGACCUCCGCCCUGGUGCAGCAGGCCGGCCUGGCGGCCCUGAAGGUGCUGGUGGGAGCCGGAGGUGCCGGCGGGAAGCCUUCGCUGCUGAGCCGCGCCGACGCACAGAUGAUGCGGGAGAUCUUUGCCAGCAUCGGCUCUGCCUGCGGCGAGGGCUCACCUGGCCUGCUGGGUGCCAUCCCCGCUGCCAUCCGUGCCAUGCAGGGCGUGCCAGGGGGCUCCUCGGGCGUGCGGAACGGGCUGCUGGUGGUGAAAAUGCUGGUGGAUGGGCACCGAGGCCUGGCGGAGCAGCUGGUGGGCUGUGAUCUCCCUGUGGUGCUGCAGAGCUGCUGGCGGGCCGGGCGGGACGCCGGCUGCCCCAACGCCAUGCUGGCCCUCGGCGUCAUCAACCGCCUGGCGGAGCACCGGCUGCCCUGCGGCCCUGAGAUUGCAGGCGCCGAGGCCCUGCUGCUGGAGGCGAGGGGGGCACAGGCACCCGCAGGCGGCCUGUGGGACGGCGCGCUGCCCGAGGACGUGGUGGUGGCCCUGGAGCGGCAGCUGUGCGGCGUGGCCGCCAUUCCUGCGGGUGAGGCAUCCCGGCAGCUGCAGGAGCGCCGCUGCUUCCGUCCGCUGCUGCGCAGCCUCGAGCUGCCGGGGGCGGAGAAGGCCGUGGGGCUGCGGAUCAUCAGAAUCCUGAGCGCGUUCCUGGACGGUUACCGGGAGGACGCGCUGCCCUGGCAUGAGUGCGCGGAGCCGUGCCUGUCCUUCCUGAGCGCUCACAGCGGCGACCGCGAGGUGGCGCAGGAGGCGGUGGGCUUCCUGCACCGCCUGGCUACCGCCAGCAAAGACUGCGCCGUGGGGAUGUGCCGUGCGGGCGCCCGUGAGGCUGUGGCCAAAGCCCUGGACAAGCACGGCCCGGCCCUGCCGCUGGCGCCUGCCCUGCUAGAGCUGGUGAGCGACUGCGAGAGGCACGCCGCGCUCUACAGGAAGCUGACGGGCAGCAUCUUGGCCGGCUGCAUCCAGGUGGUGCUGGGGCAGAUCGAGGAGCACCGCCGCAGCCAGCGGCCCAUCAGCGUGCCCUUCUUUGAUGUCUUUCUGCACAACCUGUGCCGAGGCUCCAGCGUGGAGGUGAAGGAGGACAAGUGCUGGGAGAAGGUGCAGGUCUCCUCCAACCCGCACCGUGCCAGCAAGCUGACGGACAGGAACCCCAAGACCUACUGGGAGUCGAACGGCAGCACCGGCUCCCACUACAUCACCAUCCACAUGCAGUGCGGGGUGGUGGUCAGGGAGAUGAGCAUGCUGGUGGCCAGCGAGGACUCGAGCUACAUGCCGGCCCGUGUGGUGGUGCUGGGGGGGGACAGCCCCGCCGACGUCCGGACGGAGCUGAACGCGGUGACCGUCCUGCCCUCGGCCAGCAGGGUGGUGCUGCUGGAGAACAUGACUCGCUUCUGGCCCGUCAUCCAGAUCCGGGUGAAGCGGUGCCAGCAGGGCGGCAUCGACACGCGUGUGCGUGGCAUCGAGGUGCUGGGGCCCAAGCCCACCUUCUGGCCCAUCUUCAAGGAGCAGCUGUGCCGACGCACGUUCCUCUCCUGUAGUGCUCGGGCGCACACCUGGUGCCAGGAAAUCCACCGGGAUCGGGGGCAGCUGCUGCAGCUCUUUGGCAAGCUGAACCGGGCAUUGCAGCACGAGCAAGACUUUGCCGACCGCUUCCUUCCUGACGAUGAGGCGGCCCGAGCCCUGGGCAGGACGUGCUGGGAGGCCCUGGUGACCCCCGUGGUGCAGAGCAUCACCAGCCCAGACCCCAGCGGCAUCAGCCCUCUGGCCUGGCUGCUGGGCGAGUACGUGGGGAGCGCAGAGCCGCCCCGCGGUGACGCCUUCGGUUCCUGUGUGCGGCUCCUGACCCAACUCCUGGUGCACGUGGACACGGGCGGUGCGGAGCCGGAGGAGGCGGGAGCAGCCGCAGGUGGGAAGGAGGGCAGGAAGAAGGAGACGCCGGGCCGGGUGGCGGUGGCGGUGAAGUCUGGCGGCCUGUGGGACAUGGUGCGGUGCUGGCGUGGCGUGGUGCAGCAGCAGGUGCAGCGGUUCCUGGAGAUGUCAGGGCAGGCACCGGACGUCGUGGAGGGGUACUGCGCGCUGUACCGGCGCCUGCGCGGUGCCACGGAGGAGCUCUUUGGGCAGCAGGCCGCCUUCGUGGCAGCCGUGGGCCAGGGCUUUGCCGGGGCUCUGCUGCAGCUCUCCUUCCUGACCGCCCUGCACGUGAGCGAGCGGUUCGCCCGCUACCUGGACAGGAAGGUGCGGGAGCUGCACGGGGCCGCGGGCGGCGCGGGGCAGCUGCAGCAGAUCCUGGAGCCCUUCGUCGUCUUCGGCGGCCUGGAGUUUGCCCACACCUUCGAGCACUUCUACCGGCUGUACCUGGGGGACCGGCUGCUGGCGCAGGGGCCCUCCUGGCUGGAAGGGGCGGCGGUGGAGCAGAUGGGGCUGUGCUUCCCCCGCCGCUUCCCCCAGGAGAUGCUGAGCGACCUGGCGGCGUCGGAGGAGCUGCGGCGGCACUUCGGCCUCUUCCGGCUGCAGGAGCGGGACCGGCGGCUGCUGGAGCGGGGCCUGGGCACGGAGAGCCCCGAGGCUGAGGUGCCGGGGGAGGCCCCUGCAGCCGAUGCGCUGGAGGUGGAGGUGCUGGUGCUGUCCCCGCGCUGCUGGCCCGUGUCCCCGCUGUGCUACGUGGAGGAGCCGCGGAGGUUCUUCCCGGCGGCGCUGAGCUCCCCGCUGGAUGAGUUCGCGGACUUCUGGCGGCACAGCCAGAGCCGGCCGGGCUGGGUGUGCUCGAGGCCCCGGCGGCUGCAGUGGACGUGGCUGGGCCACGCCGAGCUGCGUUUUGGAGACUGCGUCCUCCACGUGUCCACGCUGCAGAUGUACAUCCUGCUGCGCUUCAACAGCGCUGAGGAGGUGGCGGUGGAGGCCCUGUUGCAGGCGACGGGGCUCCCUGCUGAGCUGGUGCACCAGGCCCUGGCCCCGCUGACCCACGGUGAUGGCAUCCUGGUGCAGAGCUGCACACAGGGGGGUUGCAUCCUGGGGCUCCUUCAGGGACCAGCUUGGGGCCUGGCUGACCGUGGGCCGGGUGCAGCUCCAGGUGCCCUGCGGCUGAACCGGGCAGCCCUGGCCCAUGCCUCUGGCCGCCACCUGAGGCUGCUGCCCCGGCAGAGGUACCUGCGGGCAGAGAGGGCUGAGAGCAGUGCCUUGGAGAGGAAGAGGAAUGUCCUCUGCUGCCUCAUCACCCGCAUCCUCAAGGCGGAAAAGCAGCUGCACAUCGACAACCUGGUGUUUAAGGUGAUCGAUGCCUGUGAGAAGGGUGAGCUGGGGCUGGGCCAGCAGUUCCUGAGCUUCUGCUGUCACAGUGUGGACGUGCUGUCCUGUGUCCUGCACCUGCUGAACCAGGGCUACCUCCGGCGCCAGGACGAGAGGCCUCAGGUCCUGGAGUACGUCUCUGCUGAGCCCCCACCAGCCCCAUCCCAGGCCCAGCCCCAGGUUGCCUUCCAGACAGUAGAGAUCAAGACAGCAGCAAACCCCGCCUCUGCUGAAAGGAGACAGACGUUCUCCACCUUCCGGUAGAGGACUGAGGUGGCAGGGCACGAGCUGAGCCCAGCCCAUCAAUUCCAAAGGACUUGGGGCUUUUUUGGGAAUAAACAAGCCUGGCUGCA